Molecule: messenger RNA, 2934 nt
Organism: Closterium sp. Yama58-4
Lineage: Eukaryota; Viridiplantae; Streptophyta; Zygnematophyceae; Desmidiales; Closteriaceae
Source: the annotation of a GenBank genome assembly
AUGGCAGGUUCCAAACCAAGCUCAAGACGUCGAGAUCUCGCGGAAGAGAACAAAGCCGGUGACCAUGAGGACAACCCGCGGGAGGGAGCCCUUACUCUGAGAAAGUCUGGCCGGAAGAGGCGCAAGCGGGUCCGCAUUGGGGAAGAAGAGUCUCAAUCGGGUGAGGACGACCCAGGGCGUGAUUCUGGCGAUGGAGGAGAAACCACCGCGCGUGACUCUUCAACCUGCCAUGAUGAGACAACCGGGCUGGGAGCUUCAACUGACGAAGCUCAUGGUUUGGAAAACGAUGACGAGGGACCGGACGGCCCAAGCGACGCUGAGGACGAAGAUGCUCGCGACGUGGAGGAUGAUGAGGAGGCUACGAACGAGGAUGAUGACGAGGAAGAUGCUGACGAGGAUGCUAACGAUGAGUAUGGGGAGGAGGUUGAUGACGAGGAACAGGAGGAGGAUGAACAGGAGGAUGAACAGGAGGAGGAACAGGAGGAUGAACAGGAGGAGGAAGAUGAGGAGGAACAGGAGGAGGAACAGGAGGAACAUGAGGAGGAAGAUGAGGAGCAGGAGGAGGAACAGGAGGCGGAACAGGAGGAGGGACAUGAGGAGGAACAUGAGGAGGAACAUGAGGAACGGGAGGAGGAACAGGAGGAGGAACAGGAGAACCAAGGGGAACGGGAUGAGGAACAGCAGGAGAGAGGCGAGCAUGAGACUGAGGCAGAACAUGGUAACAACGAUGCCGAGUGCGACAUGGAUCCCAACAGCCGUGAAGAGGAGGCUGUGGCUGAGGAAAGGGCCAGACAAAGGGGACGGAUUUUACCAAUUUCAAUGCUCGGCGGCAAGGUCGUAAUGGCGGAUGGAAAAAAGUUGACGACGCACCCUGGAAAGGGUCCUGAGCAACCGAAAAAAAAAGAGACAAAGCAUGCUGCUCGUUGUGAAAAGAAGGGGAGAGGUGCUGCGGCGGUUCAAGAGUUGGAUAAGGGUGCAGUUCGAGAGGGAGGAGUGUUGAAAAAGUCGGGGGGGGGUGUGUUGGCCUGGUUGGAUGACCCUAAUGUGUCUGUGUUCUGCAAGGACAAGGGUGAGGGUACAAUGACCCUUCAUGUGCCGGGCAGGGAGGUGGGAAACAUGUGCGGGAAGGGAGCAAGAAAGGAAGGGAAGAACGAGAAGGGGGCAAACGGAGGUAAAGGAACAUCUCAAAGACAAGAGGGAGGGGGGAUGGGCGGAGUCAAGGCAGAGGGGAUUGGAGGAGUGAAGGCAGAGGUGAUGGGCGGAGUUAAGGCGGACGGGGUGGGCAGAUGCAAGGCUGGGGGAAUGAGCGGAGGCAAGGCAGAGGGAAUGGGCGGAGGCAAGGGCGGGGAAAUGAGCGGAGGCAGGGCAGGGGGGAUGAGCGCAAGCCAGGCAGGGGGGAUGGGAGGUAGCAAGACAGGGAGAACGGGCGGGAACAAGGCAGGGGGGGUGGGAGGUGGCUAUGUUGGGGGAAUGGGCGGAGAUAAGGCAGGGGGAAGGGGCGGGGACAAGGGAUGGGGAACGGGAGGUCCUGAGGCAAAGGGACCGGGAGGAGGCAAUGCAGGGGGAACCGGAGGAGCCAAAGGAGGGGGGGCGGGAGGAGGCAAGGCAGGGGGAACGGGAGGAGGCAAGGCAGGAGGGACCCGAGGAGGCAAGGCAGGAGGGACGGGAGGCGGCAAGGCAGGAGGGACGGGAGGAGGCAAGGCAGGAGGGACGGGAGGAGGCAAGGCAGGAGGGACGGGAGGAGGCAAGGCAGGAGGGACGGGAGGAGGCAAUGCAGGGGGGACAGGAGGAGGCAAGGCCGGUGGGACGGGAGGAGGCAAUGCAGGGGGGACGGGAGGAGGCAAGGCCGGUGGGACGGGAGGAGGCAAGGCAGGGGGGACGGGAGCGAAGUCCUCAAAAGGGAAAGAAAAGGUUGACGAGGCUGGUGAUUCGGGGAAGAGCUUAACAGCUAAGCAACAAGCUGAAGGGAGUGCCAAGGCUAAGGGAACAUCAGGUCCAUCGGGUACAUGCACUGCACGUGCCAGCACAUGGGUGGAGUUUGGUUCGUGCAAGGAAGGAGCUGCUGUGGUUCGUUCCGGGAAUCAACUAAUGCGGAUGAAGGAUGGGGCUUCCAAGGCUGACCUCGCGGCACUGGAAGCACGAUUGAUGACCGCCAUCAACAAGAAAUUUGGCGGGGGUGGUGCUGUUAUCGCCAUGAUGACCGAUGCCAAUGCUGAGUCUGGUGGAAAUGAUGCUCCUGCUUCAUCGCUCACCAAUCCUGCCAAAUCAGCACCGGCAACAUCUGCUCCUGCCAGUCCGUUUGCGAUGGCGAAGGACGUGGUUACCAAAGGGGUCUCUGAUUUCGAGGAGCUUUGCAAGAGUGUGGUGACAUUUAUGUGUUACAACAUCGAGGCCAAACGGAUUCAAUUCUAUCCUACCAUUGCGGAAGCGCUAGACAUUGGAUUCAAGGAGUUUGUGUCGCCGGAAGUUUUAGACGCGCUCAAAAAGCUCUUUGUGCACAAUGAUCCGGGAACGCGUGGUGUGUUUUAUGCCUGUAUUUCAACCACCCGAACCACCAUCAAUGGCACGAUGCGCAAGCAAGCACUGACUGCUUUGGGCCUGGAGAGCAACGCGUGCUACAUCCCUAAGCUGCUCCCGGAUCUGCCACGGCCCAGCGAACUUAUCAAGGCGGAUGCAUUCAAAGCACGCUACUUGAGUGGUACGUUUAGUGUGGUGUCCCCGGAACGAAGAUUGUCGGGCAAGCCUGAAGAAAAUCGCCUCAACUACGAGGCGAUGUGCACCCGUUGCAAGGAAUGGGUGGAGUUCGCGGUGAUGGAGCAUGGAGUGGCGUACGAUAGUGGAAUGGAUGUGUUCGUCUUUCCGAACGAGAUCCUGAUCGACGCCAGCGAUUUUGGCCCUUUUGUUGCCAGGCUGCAGGUAUGUCUAAACUUUUGA